Trichomycterus rosablanca is the source of this 1010-nucleotide messenger RNA. It is a transcript of the gene b3galt1a, whose product is annotated as UDP-Gal:betaGlcNAc beta 1,3-galactosyltransferase, polypeptide 1a. The transcript has a single exon. Bases 1 to 987 code for a protein of 328 amino acids. The record is from RefSeq and is a predicted model, not a curated record. Gene Ontology annotation, molecular function: N-acetyl-beta-D-glucosaminide beta-(1,3)-galactosyltransferase activity. Lineage: Eukaryota; Metazoa; Chordata; Actinopteri; Siluriformes; Trichomycteridae. Gene Ontology annotation, cellular component: Golgi membrane.
AUGAUCUCGAAGGUGUCUUGCCUGUACCUGCUUACCGUGUUGUGCUGGGCGAGUGCUUUAUGGUACCUCAGCGGUUCCAGGCCCUCUAACACCUACGUAGGUGUAUCAUUUCCUGUCCGCAGACAACCUCAUCGACUCCCGAAAAACUUUACCUUCAGCAAUAUCCGAACACGCACUCUCAACCCACACGCUUUUCAAUUCCUCAUCAACGAGCCAAACAAAUGUGAGGGUGAGCCACCAUUUCUACUCAUUUUGAUCAGCACCAACCACAAGGAGUUUGAUGCUCGGCAGGCUAUACGGGAGACCUGGGGUGACGAGAACACGUACAACGAUGUCCGAAUCAUCACUCUGUUCCUGCUCGGCCACAAUCCUGAGCCAGUCCUAAACCAGAUGGUUGAGCAGGAGAGUCAGAUCUUCCAUGACAUCAUUGUUGAGGACUUUAAAGAUUCAUACAGGAACCUCACCCUAAAAACCCUAAUGGGCAUGCGCUGGGUGGCCUCCUACUGCCCCAAUGCCAAGUAUGUCAUGAAAACUGACAGUGACAUUUUCGUUAACAUGGACAACCUUGUGCUGAACGUGCUGAGGCCCGAGGCAAAACCAAGGCAGCGUUUCUUUACAGGCCAUGUCAUAAACGGAGGACCCAUUCGGGACACCCACAGCAAGUGGUACAUGUCCAGAGAGGUGUACCCUGAAAGCAAGUACCCGCCUUUUUGCUCCGGGACGGGAUACGUAUUCUCUGGGGACAUGGCAGAGUUGAUCUAUAAGACUUCUCUUCACACUCACCUCAUCUACUUGGAGGACGUCUACGUAGGUUUGUGCCUGCGUAAGCUGGGCAUUCACCCCAUUCAGAACAAUGGAUUUAACCACUGGAAGAUGAGCUACAGCCUUUGCCGCUACCGCAGAGUUGUCACUGUACACCAGAUCUCACCAGAGGAAAUGCACAGGAUAUGGAAUGACAUGUCUAGCAAGAAACAUCUCAAGUGCUAACUAGGACUAAAUGCUGGACAAGA